GGACGACGGAGAGCAGGUGGUUGCUGUCAACUAUUCGGUCCUGGAUAAGAAGAAAAUUCUUUAUCUUUGAAGAUGGAGGCAAAGAAAAAUCUUCAUCUUUGAAGAUGGAGGCGGCUCAGCGGCGGGGGGCGGGGAAGGAGGGGAAGGGGGGGAAGGGGGGGGCCGGGGGGUCUCUUUCGGUGGUGCCAGAAAUGGAAAAGACACUGUUGGUAAGUCCGACGGUUCUCCAAAAGUCGAGAGAGAAGGUGCUCCUCACCUGGUCAGGAAUCCGUAACCCUUCGCCGAACGAUGUGCUGGCCAUCUACUCACCUCCACCUCCCGUCGGGAUUUCUCCGAUCGGGAUCGUGAGGCUGUCUCGUCUCAGUCCGGAUUGGCCUUCUGGGUCUGGCAACCUUACGAUCCCUCUGACCAAUCUACGCGCGCCGUACGAAUUCCGAUUGAUUCUGAUGGAAGAUGCUGGGGAGGGGAGGGAGGAGGAGAGGGAGGAGGAGAGGGAGGAGAAGGAGAAGGAGGAGAAGGAGAAGGUCGAAGCGUCUAGAAACCAGGGGGUAAUAGUUAAAGCAGGUGCGUUUUCCACCAUCCGGAGAAGAAGAUCUAAUGGUCAGCGGGUUGUUGUGAGUAGCCAAGUGGUGACUUUCCUAAAUUGGAAUGAACCGCAGCACGUACGACUCGCGCUGACACCUGACUUGUCAGAGAUGCGUGUCAUGUUUUCAACUCGCGAUCCUCUCCGCUCAUUUGUUGCGUACACCAAAGACCCUCAACUUCUAUCUAACGCCGAUCCUCCUCCUUCUCCUCCUCCUCCUCCUGCUGGUGAUGGCGAUGGAGAUGGUGAAGGUGGUGGUGGUGGUGGUGGGGGGCCACCAGGAGGAGGGGUAGGCGACUUUCCUAAAUUGGCUAUACGAUAUGCAGAAGCGAACCAGUGUACGUACACCGAGCAGAUGAUGUGUGGCGCCCCGGCCAACACUAGGCAUGGAUGGCGGGAUCCCGGCGCCAUUCACGAUGCGGUAAUGAUUGGUCUGGAGCCUGCCACUGUGUACUACUAUCAAGUUGGCUCUGGCGAAGGUGGCUGGAGCGUCGUGCACCGCUUUGUGUCGCCGCCACGUGUCAUCGUCUCCGGCGAAGAUCAGAGGAAGGAGGACAGGGAGGGAGAGAAGGGAGAGGAGGAGGAGGAAGAAGAAGAGGAGGAGGAGAGGGGGGGGGAACAAGAGGGAGAAGAGAAGAGAGGAGGGGAGGGAGAAGACGAGACAAAUGCCAUUUUGUUCGGUGAUCUGGGGGUUGAUCUCCCUUAUGAGCACCAAGGCCACCACUUUCAGGCGGAGGCCUCACGUACCCGGGAGGGUAUCCUCAAGAUCCUGGAUGCCUAUCCCGACAAGGCUUGGUUUUUGUCCCACGUGGGUGAUUUGUCUUAUGCGAGGGGUUUUGGAUGGGUUUGGGAUGAGUUUUUGUCGUUCAUUCAGCCUAUCUCAUCCCGCCUUCCUUAUCACGUCUUGAUUGGUAAUCACGAGUACGAUUGGACGUCGCAGCCCUGGCUUCCUAAUUGGGCGGUGGAAGCCAGAUCUUAUCUGAACGAUUCCGGCGGGGAGUGUGGCGUCCCGACCAGUUAUCUCUUCCACAUGCCUAAUGAGGAAAGUCUGGAGACGGGACUGCCGAACGUCCCGCCGACCCGCAACGUGUACCAUUCCGUAGAUUUCGGCUUGGUUCAUUUUGUAGCCUUCUCCACGGAGAACGACUUCACCCCUGGCAGCCAGCAAUUCGCUUUCCUGGAACAGGACCUCUCCGCCGUCGAUCGGACCAAAACUCCGUACGUGAUCGUGCAAGGACACAGACCCAUGUACUCCUCCAUGCAUCGACCGAGAGACAAACCGGUGCAGGACUGCUUGAGAGCCGCUCUCGAACCGCUUUUCCAUAAAUACCACGUGGAUAUCGCUUUAUGGGGACACGUGCAUGCGUAUGAGAAGACGUGCCCGCUCUACGGCUUCCAGUGCAGCAACAACACCAGCAAGAGCAGCGGCGGAAGCAGCAGGAUCAGAAGCAGCGGCGGAAGCAGCAGUGGCGGAAGCAGCAGUGGCGGAAGCAGCAGUGGCGGAAGCAGCAGUGGCGGAAGCAGUGGCGGAAGUAGCGGCGGAAACAACAGCAGGAGCUGGAAUGAGAGGAAGAGCAUCAGGCGAUGGGAACUGCAGGAGGGGGGCCAGAUAGACGAGCAGGAUCAGUGGUCGGCGGCAUCGGGAUCGGAAGAGAGAUCGGGACACACCGUCCACGUGACGAUCGGAAUGGCAGUUCAUGGUAGGGGUGGUCUGCGGGCAGGGGCUCUGAGAAUGCAAGAUCCUCCACCUGCAGGUCAAAUUCCACUCCCUAGAAAGCCUCUCCCUCGACAGCCUCUCCCUGGACAGCCUCUCCCUGGACAGCCUCUCCCUGGACAGCCUUUUGUAUUUGGAAGGUUAGGGGGACAAGGGGCGCCCGCUGCCCCUUCUGGGGUGGGAUCGGGUUCCCCUGUGGCUUCCCCUGUGGCUUCUUCACAUUUCAACGGUGUUGGGAAAACCCAGCAGCCCAAACCAAGGACUAGACGACAAAUCCAGAAGCACAAUAAUGAACCGCAAGCAAAGGCAUCCAUUCCUGGCUCAGACUCUGCGACCCCGGUAGAAGGGGGACAUAGUGUUUCAGAACCUGCACAACAAUUUGAAACAAAUCAAGAGGUGAAAGCAACUUCCCCCGCAAUUGGAGGGAGUACCACCCCUGUUGGGCCAGUUACAGCAGACGGAGGGGCUCAAACAGUCACAGGAUCACCCGCAGUAAAUGCAGCGGCAGAUGCUGCGGCAGUUGAGGCCCCUUCAGAUGCAGCAGGUGGUUCACCAGGGCCCCCCCCGGAAGCAGACCCAAAAAAAGAGACUGGUCAAGCAACAUCUUCAGUGGGGAAUGUUGAGACCAGUGACAAGGCAGAGGAAAAGGAAGUGGCCUUGCAACAGGCAAAUUUGGAAGACAAUGGCACGAGAAAUAACAAUAACAAAAAUUGUGAGGAUGCCAUCUCCGGUCAGGAUUCCAUCAGUUCUGCCCACACCAGUCUCAAGAUAGCAUCCAUUACUCAAAAACUCAGUAGAACCAUGAAGGAUGCUAUCUUAGGCAGAGGAGGGGAGGAGGUAAGUACAAGGCUCAAGCCUGAGAAUAACACGAAGGGACAAAAAUGUGACGCUGGUUCUGGAAAUCAGGGGAGUGAGGCUCGCAGUCAAGGGGUUAAGGGACGUCAUAGUGUUGAGGAGGGAGAUCACAUAUCUGUGCAGGCUCAUCGAACUCUUGGGGAGUCUCAGCGGGAUGGUUAUCAGACAGCGGAGGAAGACAUGCGGGAUGAAGGACAAGAUACUGAUCCCGAGAGUACCCCCCCGUCAGGGGAUUCUGAAGAAUCAGGAGAAGAAGAGAAACCUGCAAAAGAAAAAAGGGGCAGGACAGCUUCCCCGGGCAAGUCAGAAAAAAGAACUGCAGUUAAAAUCUCCAGAAGAGUCGCAGGUUCCGUCAGUAAAUCAGCGGUCUCUAAACAGAACUCCAGCUUGGCUAUGGAUUGGGGCCUGAAGUGCCUCCCUGCAGAUAACUGUGAGCGGUUUUUGGGUGUGCAGGUCGGUCUUCUCGACGCCAAGAAACAUGCGAGUAUUUUGGUUGAACAAAAGAUUAUCUCCAAGUUAAACCAGGUAUCCUCAAUCAGGGGCAUAUCCAUCCUUGGGAGAGCCCUGUUCUUGAACACCUCGGUUUACUCUGUAGCAUGGUACCCCAACUCCAUCAGGGGCCUUGAGAAACAGGCAUACAAGAAAAUCAGAUCCUUGUCUAUCAAAUAUCUAUGGAAGGGUUCAAGUGAGCAAGAAACUGGUUACCUUGCUAAAGUGGCAUGGAGGAAGGUGAUAGGGGCAAAAGAGGAGGGUGGUCUAGGUAUCCUAGAACCGGAGUCUCAAAUAAAUGCCCUCCUUGCUAGAUGGGUAGUCAACUUGCUAAUUGAACAGAGUAAUCAUCCUUGGUUGAUUCUUGCUACCACAAUACUCGCCAAGGAAUGGAGUCUGGCAAGAAGGGAGGAUGUGGGAGUCGCCCUUAUGACUCCGUCUCUUGUCAAGGCUCAAGUUAAGUCACCAGUUUGGAAAGGGAUUCGUGCUGCAUGGAGUCGAGUCAUGCCAUCCUCGCUGGAACCACCAGGAAUCAGAGAAGAGGUACUGGCCCAAAGGAUUUUUGAAAAUCCCAGUAUGGUAGACCAAUUUGGCAUCCCAUGGUCGGCUGCGGACUCCCCAGGGCAUUUCGACAAGUCUUGGGUGCAAAGGGGGGUGUCCAGAAUUGCCGAUCUAUGGGAUGCGGAAUUAGUGCAAUGGAGAUCUCCACUAGAACUCCAAACAAAGUUGCACCAUCUGCGGGAAGUUACAGAAAGGGUGAAGACGGUUAUUGACAGUAUUCCUGACAGCUGGAAGAACAUCCUGAGAGCCCCCCUACAGGCGUGCGAGGGUCAUUGGGUUCAGCGCGUGGACGACAAAGGGGAGAUCUGUUUUGCCAAAGUGGAGGUGCUUUUGGAUAAUCAGGAUGCAGAGAUCAAACCUUUCUCUUUCAUGAUGGUGUAGGGGGGCUCUACAUUACAAAUACUGCAUUCGGGGGAGCAAGUAGUCAAACUGAACUCCAAGGCAGCGUCCAUAGUUGUUAGAACAAACAAAAUAGACAAAA
Molecule: messenger RNA, 4683 nt
Organism: Chara braunii
Lineage: Eukaryota; Viridiplantae; Streptophyta; Charophyceae; Charales; Characeae
Source: the annotation of a GenBank genome assembly